Capsella rubella is the source of this 1143-nucleotide messenger RNA. RefSeq lists its product as uncharacterized. Bases 1 to 1143 code for a protein of 380 amino acids. The record is from RefSeq and is a predicted model, not a curated record. Lineage: Eukaryota; Viridiplantae; Streptophyta; Magnoliopsida; Brassicales; Brassicaceae. The transcript has 7 exons.
AUGUUGUUAUUCUUGUUAGGCUAUAUCCUAUGCUUUCGUGACAUAGCAAAACUCAACAAUUGCUUUGUCGAUGCUGCUAAAGUCAUCAAAACUAUACAUGGAGAUAGUUAUGAAUGUGUGGAUAUUUACAAACAACGAGCGUUUGAUCAUCGAACGAUGAGAAAUCACUUACUCCAACACAAAAUGCAUUGGAUAUCUUCACUUAAAAAUUCAAAACAAAAACCUAAAAGUGAUAAAAAGUUUGGUUUCUUAUGGGAAAAUGGUGUAGGUUGUCCUAUAAAUACUGUACCCAUACAAAAGAUUACUAAUGACAAACUAUUGAGAUUAAAUUUGCAUUUUGACAAAUAUAAACCCAAAGGAUCUUGGAACUUCACUAAUAAUCAAAAUAGUAUCAAUAAAAUCCAACAUCAUUUUGCGGUGGCUCGUACAAAGAAAGGCGAACGAAAAAACUAUAAUGGAGCAUCAAUGGUUGUUUCUGUAAAUGAUCCUGAAGUGAAAUAUCCACAAUUUAGUUCUGCUCGUAUGCAUGUUCAGAUGGGAGAUGAUUUUAUUCAAGUUGGAUGGACUAUCAAUCCAAGUUUAUAUCCCGACUUCAAACCAAGAAGUUUUGUUUAUACAAAAGCAGGUAAAAACCAAUGUUACAAUAGCAUGUGUUCAUCGGGAAUCAUAUUAGUUCGUCGAGAUAUUCCUCUUGGUGUGAUCCGAGGUCCUCCUACUGUUCGUGGUGCUAAACCAAGUGCUUAUGAUACAUAUAGAAUAUUAAAGGAUAAAGCAAAUGAUAGAUGGUGGCUUGAGUUUGGAGGAAUAAAUAUUGGUUUUUGGCCAUCAAAAAUAUUUCAACAGAGUUUUGCUAACGAUAUUGAAUGGGGAGGAGAAGCAUAUACGGCAUCUCUCCCCGGUCCUCAAAUGGGGAAUGGAUAUUUUCCAUUGUUGGAUCCAAACUACGAUGCACAUAUCUGUAAUAUAACUACAGUCGAUGAGAACUAUAAGAUCGAUGGAAUGGUAAAGAAUAUAGAGACAUUUUCUGAUAACAAUCAUGGUUAUAAAGUAUACGAAGAUUUAGAUUCAGGGUUACCAGUCGGACAUAUCAUAUAUUUUGGAGGUCCUGGAAUCAUAUUAAAGAAAGACAAAAAAAUUAUGUAA